Molecule: messenger RNA, 918 nt
Organism: Epinephelus fuscoguttatus (brown-marbled grouper)
Lineage: Eukaryota; Metazoa; Chordata; Actinopteri; Perciformes; Serranidae
Product: olfactory receptor 49-like
Exons: 1
Biological process (GO): G protein-coupled receptor signaling pathway
Cellular component (GO): membrane
Molecular function (GO): G protein-coupled receptor activity; olfactory receptor activity
Source: RefSeq, a predicted model, not a curated record
AUGGUAAACUCAACUCAGGUGACAUACUUCACAUUCACCGCCUACUUUGACAGCAGCCAUUUCCAGUACUUAUAUUUCUUGUUCGUCAUGUUCCUAUAUAUGUUGAUUCUUUGCUCCAACCUCCUGCUGAUUGUGGUUAUCUGUGUGAACAGAACCUUACAUGAACCUAUGUACAUGUUUCUGUGCAGCCUGUUUGUAAAUGAACUGUAUGGUAGUACAGGGUUGUUUCCAUUCCUGCUGCUUCAGAUCCUCUCUGACAUUCACGCUGUUUCUACCUCCUUUUGUUUCCUGCAGAUUUUCUGUGUGUACUCAUAUGGAUGUGUAGAGUUUUCCAACCUAGCCGUCAUGUCUUAUGACAGAUAUCUUGCCAUCUGUUAUCCUCUACAAUAUAACACAUGUAUGACAUUUUACAAGGUCGUCGUUCUUAUUUCUCUGAGUUGAUUAUUCCCUGUUCUUACAGUUGUUGUUUUGGUGUCAUUAAUUGGUUCUUUACAGCUGUGUGGGAACGUUAUCAAUAAGGUGUACUGUGACUACUACUCCAUCGUUAAACUGGCAUGUUAUGACACCACAGUCCAGAACAUUUAUGGACUAAUUUACGGCUCUCUCAUAAUCUCAUGUCCUGUAUCUUUAAUCUUUUACAGUUAUAUAAAGAUCCUUAAAGUUUGUUUUUCUGGUUCUAAACAGACCAGACAGAAAGCUGUCAGCACCUGCACACCUCACCUUGCUUCCCUCUUGAACUUCUCCUUUGCUGGUCUUUUUGAAAUAAUACAGAAUCGGUUUAAUAUGAACAGUGUGCCCAACAUGUUGCGAAUCGUUUUGUCAUUACACUUUUUUACAUGUCAGCCUCUUUUCAACCCUGUAAUGUAUGGACUGAAUAUGUCCAAAAUUCGUAACAUAUUUAAAAGUCUGGCCCAGUGA